GCGGCUGGAGGUGCGACUUUUUACGACGGUGCGGGGUGGUAGCGUUUCGCGGCAGGAGUCUCUGGUGUGGCCCGUGAGGGGAGCGGCGGAGCCGUGCCGCCAGCAUGAAGCAGAAGAGGAAAGGAGACCUCAGCCAUGCUGAGCUGAUGAUGAUGACGAUAGCUGACAUCAUAAAGCAGUUAGUUGAGGCUCACGAGCAGGGAAAAGAUGUGAACUUGAACAAGCUGAAAACCAAGACGUCGGCGAAGUACGGACUUUCGGCACAGCCACGUUUGGUUGACAUCAUCGCUGCUGUUCCACCGCAGUACCGCAAGGUGCUGGUACCAAAGCUGAAGGCCAAGCCUAUAAGGACUGCUAGCGGGAUCGCUGUUGUGGCUGUGAUGUGCAAACCACACAGGUGCCCACACAUUAACUUUACAGGCAACAUAUGUGUAUACUGCCCAGGUGGACCUGAUUCUGAUUUUGAAUAUUCAACACAGUCUUACACUGGAUAUGAGCCAACAUCUAUGAGGGCUAUUCGGGCUAGAUAUGACCCCUAUCUCCAGACAAGACACAGAGUGGAACAGCUGAAACAGCUAGGCCACAGCGUGGAUAAAGUAGAAUUUAUUGUGAUGGGCGGAACGUUCAUGGCCCUGCCCGAAGACUACAGAGAUUACUUCAUCAGAAACCUUCACGAUGCUUUAUCAGGUCACACUUCCAAUAAUGUAGCAGAGGCUGUCAGGUAUUCAGAACGAAGCCUGACAAAAUGCGUUGGGAUAACCAUAGAGACCAGACCAGAUUACUGCCUGAAGCGUCAUUUAAGUGACAUGUUAUCCUACGGCUGUACAAGGCUGGAGAUCGGAGUGCAGAGUGUGUACGAGGAUGUGGCCAGGGACACCAACAGAGGUCACACUGUGAAGGCUGUGUGCGAGUCUUUUCACUUAGCCAAGGAUGCUGGGUUUAAAGUGGUGGCGCACAUGAUGCCUGAUCUACCGAACAUGGGGCUGGAAAGGGACAUGGACCAGUUUAUUGAGUUUUUUGAGAAUCCUGCUUUUCGCCCGGAUGGCAUGAAGCUCUAUCCGACACUAGUGAUCCGUGGCACUGGCCUGUACGAGCUCUGGAAGACUGGAAGAUACAGGAGCUACCCUCCCAGCACCCUUGUGGAUCUGGUGGCCAGAAUCCUGGCCCUUGUCCCACCAUGGACGCGUGUGUACCGUGUUCAGAGAGAUAUCCCAAUGCCACUAGUCAGCUCUGGAGUGGAGCACGGGAACCUGAGAGAGCUUGCUUUGGCCAGGAUGAAAGAUCUUGGGACGCAGUGUCGUGAUGUAAGGACAAGAGAGGUUGGAAUUCAAGAAAUUCACCAUAAAGUGAGACCAUAUCAGAUUGAAUUAGUUAGAAGAGAUUAUGUGGCUAAUGGUGGCUGGGAGACCUUCCUGUCCUAUGAAGAUCCAGACCAGGAUAUUCUCGUUGGCCUUCUACGACUGCGGAAGUGUUCAGAGGAGUCGUUCAGACCUGAGCUGAAGGGAGGCGUUUCCAUCGUCCGGGAAUUGCACGUGUAUGGGAGCGUGGUCCCUGUGAGCAGUCGGGAUCCUUCAAAAUUUCAGCACCAGGGAUUUGGUAUGUUACUAAUGGAGGAGGCAGAAAGAAUAGCCAAGGAGGAGCACGGGUCAUGGAAAAUCGCUGUAAUUUCAGGCGUUGUGACCAAGAAGAGUGGCAUCAGUUCAUCACGUGUGUGUGAAGUCAAGGUGUUGGCACAAGGAACUACUACAGGAAGAUCGGCUACGAGCUCGAAGGGCCUUACAUGGUGAAAAGGCUGGACUGAUGCCCCAGGAGGUCCCCACCCCAACCAGCUGCUGGCAGGAGAGGAGGUGAGACUCAUCCUGGAAAGAAGCUCAUGGUGACAGACGUAAGCUAAAACCCAAAGCCUGCCAGCUGCAAAGGACUUGCUUAUGCCAGAGCCCACGGCAGCAAAUAGGGCAUCUCCGCCGGGGAGAGCAGCUCGGAGAUCUGCCCGUUGCCCCAGGAGAGCUUGGGGUUGGGGAUGUUUCACGUCUCGGUACCGGUGUAACCCUGCCGUAUCUGCGGGACGGGCGCUGGUGCGUUGCAACAGAGGGCCCAAGCGCAGGUGAGCCGGGGACCCUAUUGAGCAGCCUGGGAAAAAUAACUGUUGUUUCUGUAAUGCUGUCAGCGAGCUUUUAAUGGUUCAGUGCUGAAAUUGGGUGGGUUAUUCUACAACAUGAAUUAAUUAUUUCUCUGUGCACAUUUAUUUAUGCUGGGCUUGGCUGCUUUCUGUCCAUCCCAAGUGAUGCCGUUUGAUCCUUUUACCAUGCAGAAGUAGGAGACCAUGAGGGCUGGAAGCCUUUACUUCGGUGGCGGUAGGAACUGAGCUAAAAAUUUAAACUUUACUCUCUACGAUGAUGCACAAACAUGGAGUAACUCAGGGUAGAAGAGACUCUGAGAGCUCUUGUCCAACCCCACUCAGAGCAGAUUCCAGUUAGAUCAGGAUGGUGAUGCCUGCAUGCCUCCAAGGCUGGAGAUACUCUGUGGGUGUGGAUGAAGAAUCCACAGCAUCUAGGUCUCUGUUCAGUAUGUGACACCCAUAUGUUGGACAAGCUUUUCCUAGUAUCUAAUGGGAGUUUACAGCAUUUCAGCUUGUGCCGCUUGGCCUGUUGAGGUGCUGCUCUGGGAAGAGUCUGCCCUCCGAGCUUCUCCUUGCACAUCACAUACUCCCAACACCAUAACCAGCCUGACGGCCCCCGCUUCAGUUUGCUCAGCCGCAUUUCCAGCACCAGAUCUGCUGCUUCUCCAGCCCGUAACCUGUUGAUUUGGGCAUGGGGAUGCCGUGCAGCAGCAGUGUCAGGGGCCUCGGCAAGGUCACGGUAUACAACCUCUGCGUCCCUCCCUUAUCCGCACUGCCCUCAUCUCAUCGCAGCAGGCAGCUGGGCUGCUCGGGCACCAUCUGCCUACGGAGGAUCCCUCCUGGUUCUUCGUAACUCUUUUCCCCUCUCCCUCCCACAGCAGGAAGGGGUUUCGGGGAGGGUUUGGUCCUUAUCUCUCCCAGCAUGGAGGUUGGGUGACUGCCCUGUAGCUCCUCAGGUCCUUCUCCUGCUCCUCCUUGGAGAUGGGUGUGAUGGUUGCCUUUUCCAGGCGUUGUGAAUGCUGUGAGGAAUGAUACCAUUAAAGCUGCUUUUUGCAGAGCGAGGUGGGACGUGAGAGCGAGCUGUGACCCUGGGUGAAGAGCUCAGCACCUUCCUCAACUCCCCCCCCAGCCCUUCGGUGGGGUGGGGAUGACCCAAGACACACAGGGCAGGGGGGUGUCCUUUGACAUUAGUGAUUCAGGGUUUUCAAAGGCAGCGUGCCUGGCGCUGCCCGCUUGACAUAACAAAACCAGAAGGGAGCAGCCGGAGCUCUGACCUCCUCCACUUCUUUUUUUAUACUAUUUCAAUCAAAAAUAGGGUUGAAAUCUGGAGUCACGGCUUGUAGAGAAGUUGACGUUUCAGGUGUUACUCUAAUAAACAGCUCCGUCAGGAGCCUUCUGGAAACUUCACCGAUAACGAACAUUUGGACACACGUGACUAACCUGGAGGAGGAGCAGCUCGGGGGGGGGAAGCUCUCGCGGCAGCCGUGCCGUGCCACACAGUAAAUGCGGUUCUGCCACCGUGAUCUAUUGCUGCUCCCCAACAGUGACUCGCGGGGUCAACGGCCAGAACCACGCUGACGUCUGCUGAUGCGCAAGCAGCAGCAGCUGCCCGGGCAGAGCGGAAAAAGCGUGUCCUUGCUGGAAACAAGUGAAAUACCUGGCAAUAAAUUUCUCGUUAUUGAAGGUAAA
This is a messenger RNA of Falco peregrinus (peregrine falcon), 3808 nucleotides long. RefSeq names its product elongator acetyltransferase complex subunit 3 (gene ELP3). Gene Ontology annotation, biological process: tRNA wobble base 5-methoxycarbonylmethyl-2-thiouridinylation. Bases 105 to 1787 code for a protein of 560 amino acids. Gene Ontology annotation, cellular component: elongator holoenzyme complex; cytoplasm; nucleus. The transcript is spliced from 16 exons. NCBI's taxonomy places the organism in Eukaryota, Metazoa, Chordata, Aves, Falconiformes, Falconidae. Gene Ontology annotation, molecular function: iron-sulfur cluster binding; acyltransferase activity, transferring groups other than amino-acyl groups. The record is from RefSeq and is a predicted model, not a curated record.